Messenger RNA from Capsicum annuum, 723 nucleotides. Its product is annotated as non-specific lipid-transfer protein 3. Gene Ontology annotation, cellular component: membrane. Lineage: Eukaryota; Viridiplantae; Streptophyta; Magnoliopsida; Solanales; Solanaceae. Gene Ontology annotation, molecular function: lipid binding. The record is from RefSeq and is a predicted model, not a curated record. The coding region runs from base 212 to 556 and encodes 114 amino acids. Gene Ontology annotation, biological process: lipid transport. The transcript is spliced from 2 exons.
AACAAAUUAGGUGAAGAAAUGGCUUCAUAUCAAUGUUAAAUUCAAGAUAAUUGAAUACUUCACUCUUGUAAAUCAAUAUAAAUAUAAAUAGAUUUUUUACCAUAGUCAUUCAUAUGUCUCUCAUAAAAGACUUUAUUCUUCUCUUCUCAUAGAAAAUCACUAAGCAUUUGAAAAGAAAGUUCCCCAUACAUCACCCAGAAUUUUUUAAAAAAUGGCAAAAAUUCUUUUGACUUUGUUUGCCCUGGCUUUAAUUUUAGGCCAAACAAAUGCAGUUAUUCAAUGUGGUACUGAUGUUGCACCAAAAUUAAUUUCUUGUUUUACUUUUUUGCUAGGCCGAGCUACAUCACCUAGUCAAGAUUGUUGUGUUGGAUUGCAAGGAUUGGCUAAAACGGGUAUUACCUCACAAUCUGACCGCAAAGAUAUUUGCAUGUGCAUCAGAACUGCAACUCAAACCUUCGCAUUUGACUAUACAAAAGCUGUAAAACUUCCUCAGCUUUGCAACUACACUAGCGCGAUAUCAAUUGAACCCAAUCUUGAUUGUUCAAAGAUUAUUUGAAGAAGUAUGAAGAAAAACAUCUAAAGGUAUAACCGAUGUAGUCUUCUGGAAGAGUGAAGAGUGGUGAAGAUAUUUUCAAUAAAAACGUUGUUAAUUCUGUUUCAAUUAAAUGAUAGAAAAUCUAAUAAAAGUUAUGUUUGACCCGUAUACAUCACAUUGCCUCAAUA